Microcebus murinus (gray mouse lemur) is the source of this 2921-nucleotide messenger RNA. It is a transcript of the gene ENPP6, whose product is annotated as ectonucleotide pyrophosphatase/phosphodiesterase 6. Gene Ontology annotation, molecular function: glycerophosphodiester phosphodiesterase activity. Gene Ontology annotation, biological process: choline metabolic process; lipid metabolic process. Gene Ontology annotation, cellular component: plasma membrane. Lineage: Eukaryota; Metazoa; Chordata; Mammalia; Primates; Cheirogaleidae. The record is from RefSeq and is a predicted model, not a curated record.
CUGUGGGCGCUUGUAUUUCUGGAACAUUCACCAGAAAUAAUAAGGUUGCGCUCUCUCCCCUGGUGCCGGCUCUGGGCUGUCCGGGAGCCCGGCUUAUCGGAGGGAGGUGGCCUCUGGACUUCCCAGUGAAGGGUGAGCGUGGAUGUGUGGAAAAGGGGGUGCUGUGCCUUUAAAUCCUGCAAGUGAGCUUGGCUCAGGAAGGCCAGCAGCUUAGGGUCCAGCCCCUGGAAGAGAGAAGAGCUACGGAUUCUCCAUCCUCAGUCCCUGGGAGGCGACGGCUGUGCCAGCCGGGCUCUGGCAGGCUCCUGGCAGCAUGGCAGCGAAGCUCGGGGCCCUCCUGCUGGCCCUCGCGCUGGGCCUGGCCCGGCCAGCCUCUGCCCGCCGGAAGCUCUUGGUGUUCCUGCUGGACGGCUUUCGCUCGGACUACAUCGGGGACGAGGCCCUGGAGUCGCUGCCCGGCUUCAAAGAGAUUGUGAGCAGGGGAGUAAAAGUGGAUUACUUGACCCCAGACUUCCCCAGUCUCUCGUACCCCAACUACUAUACCCUGAUGACUGGCCGCCACUGCGAGGUCCACCAGAUGGUCGGGAACUACAUGUGGGACCCCAGCACCAACACGUCCUUUGACAUCGGUGUCAACACAGAGAGCCUGAUGCCCCUCUGGUGGAACGGAUCGGAGCCUCUGUGGGUCACUCUGACCAAGGCCAAGAGGAAGGUCUACAUGUACUACUGGCCAGGCUGUGAGGUUGAGAUUCUUGGUGUCAGACCUACGUACUGCCUAGAAUAUAAAAAUGUCCCGACGGAUAUCAAUUUUGCCAAUGCAGUCAGCGAUGCUCUUGACUCAUUCAAGAGUGGCCGCGCUGACCUGGCAGCCAUAUACCACGAGCGCAUCGACGUGGAAGGCCACCACUAUGGCCCUUCGUCUCCACAGAGAAAGGAUGCCCUCAAGGCUGUGGACACCGUCCUGAAGUACAUGACCAAGUGGAUCCAGGAGCGGGGCCUGCAGGACAACCUGAAUGUCAUCAUUUUCUCAGAUCAUGGGAUGACUGACAUCUUCUGGAUGGACAAAGUGAUCGAGCUGAACAAGUACAUCAGCCUGAGUGACCUGCAGCAAGUGAAGGACCGCGGGCCUGUCGUGAGCCUCUGGCCAGCCCCCGGGAGACACGCAGAGAUAUAUAACAAACUGAGUGCCGUGGAACACAUGACAGUCUACGAGAAAGAAGCCAUUCCAAGCAGGUUCUACUACAAGAAAGGGAAAUUCGUCUCUCCUUUGACGUUAGUGGCCGAUGAAGGGUGGUUCAUAACCGAGAAUCGAGGGAUGCUUCCGUUUUGGAUGAACAGCACCGGCAAGAGGGAAGGCUGGCAGCGUGGGUGGCACGGCUACGACAACGAGCUGAUGGACAUGCGGGGCAUCUUCCUGGCCUUUGGACCUGAUUUCAAAUCCAACUUCAGAGCCGCGCCAAUCCGAUCGGUGGAUGUCUACAACGUCAUGUGCCACGCGGCGGGCAUUGCCCCUCUGCCCAACAACGGGUCCUGGUCCCGGGUGGUGUGCAUGCUCAAGGGCCAGGCCAGCACCGCCCCGCCCGGCCCGCCCGGCAGCUACGCCCUGCUCCUGCUCCUGCUCCUGCUCCUACUGUCUGCGUGACUGAUCGCGGUCCUUGUCCCAGAGCACUGUCAGCAAAGUGUGCCUCCAAAGUGGGGUGAUUUUCAUCUUCUGUGUGAACGAUAGCUUCAUUAACACAAUCAAAGCCAUACAAAUUGUAAAUAUAUUAUUCUUGGAUGAUUCGAUACAUAAAAGUACCUACUUCUUUAAAAGAAAAAAAAACAACUUUGUUUACCCUGAAGGUAGGAAAUAUCCUAGCCGUUCAUUUGUUCAGCUAUACGUAAUUUUCUCCUUUCUUUUCAUAUAGUUCAUAUAGAUUGAACUGUCUGAGCAGGGGCCUGCUCCUGCAGUGACCAAACCCUGAGUGGAUACUGGCUGGUCAUCCUGGGCCCCUCUUUGUCCUGCCUUGUACAAAGUGGUCCUCAGACUGGGCCCUUAUCUGUUCCCUGUCCACACCCAGGAGCCAUCUUCGGGGUCUGUGGCCACAAUCCUGGACUGUUUCUUCCAUCCCAGAAAAGAAGAGCAUGAGAGCAAAAGCUACAGUCUGUUUGUCACCCAGAUUGCAAAAUUUUUUCAUCUUUAUACAAAGUCCCAGGAAGUAUGUAUCUUAGCACGAACCACCAAUCAACCAGAAAAAGAAAAAGAAAGAAAAUAUAAGCCACUAAGAACUGAAGAAUUCAUAGAACACGGUGAAAGAUGUGGGUUCCCUCGCUAAGUCUGAAUGCACAAACGUUUCUCCCUUGCUUUGAGGAGCAGAAACGCUUCCAACAGAUGUGGGCUUCUGUGAGACCCACCCGCAUGGUGUCCCGCGGUCUGAAGCGUUCAUCAGACUGGUGGGCCGCCUGCCCGUGUGAGCUUCCCCAGACAGUGCCAUGCUUUGGCCCCGGAUCAGGGUCUAGACCACAGGAACACCGGACACGGCAGUGCAGGCCGGGAAAGGGCGUGUCACCGGCGAGAAUAUGGCUGUGCCUACUGGCAGGAGCUCAGUUCACUGCAUGGAGCAGUCCUGAAGCAGGCUGGCUUAACCAUGGCGAAGAGAACCUUCCAGUGACACGCAACUCCUAAAACAUGGCAGUGGGCGGGGAACGGGAGCUGAGCCCCAGCCCUAACCAACUGACCAGCCACUUGAUUAGGAAACAGUUUGGGCAAAAUGCCACCUCAGUUCUUUAGAAACCCCUGAGAAGAACCACUGAGCCUGACUUGAAAUAGCUUAGUUGAGUCGCCUAAGUUUGCUGUAGGAGAACUUGUGAAACAAGGGAUAAGGGCAUUUUCACAUGAUGAGUCGUUUACACACACACACACACACACACACACACACACA